Aspergillus niger is the source of this 1719-nucleotide messenger RNA. RefSeq lists its product as uncharacterized. The record is from RefSeq and is a predicted model, not a curated record. The transcript has 3 exons. Bases 1 to 1719 code for a protein of 572 amino acids. NCBI's taxonomy places the organism in Eukaryota, Fungi, Ascomycota, Eurotiomycetes, Eurotiales, Aspergillaceae. Gene Ontology annotation, molecular function: oxidoreductase activity, acting on CH-OH group of donors; flavin adenine dinucleotide binding.
AUGGCCUCGACUGAUCAGACGUGGGAAUUCGUCGUUGUGGGUGGUGGCCCGGCGGGCUGUGCCCUUGCUUCAAGGCUUGCUCGGUCAGCGCGACGGCCUCAGGUCCUCCUGCUUGAAGCCGGCCCUCGUAACGAUGAUCCAUCACUGCGUGUGGACGGCCAACGAUGGCAGACCUUUAUGAAUGGAAACCUGAACUGGGGGUACAAGACCACCCCACAAGAACACUGUAAUGGCCGACAGAUCGACUAUUCUCGGGGCAAGGUCCUGGGCGGCAGCAGCGCCAUCAACUUCGGUGUCUACACCGUGGGUGCGCGAGACGACUAUAACCAAUGGGCUGGGCUUGUUGGUGAUGACCUGUUUCGCUGGGAGCGCAUGCAGGCUCGAUUCAGACAGCUGGAAACAUUUAACGGUGCCAUUGUGGACCCGAAGAAUAGCAAAUAUGCAGCCCCGAGGACCUCAGACCAUGGCUCCCAAGGGAGUCUGAAGGUCGGCUAUGCUGCUGAAUGGGAGCAGGAUCUUCCCUUGAUGAUGGAUGUCUUCGAGCAGGCUGGCCUGGCUCGGAACCCUGACCACAACUCGGGAGACCCGAUUGGCAUGGCGUUGGUCAUUAAUUCAUCCCACCAGGGUCGAAGAGUGACAGCAACUGAUCUUUUGGACGAAGCCCCGUCCAAUUUGACUAUCAUAACGGAGACGCCAGCGCUCAGGCUCGUACUCCAAGGCACCAAGACUGUUGGUGUGGAAACCAAGGGGGCAAAAUACUUCGCAUCCAAAGAAGUGAUUCUAACAACCGGAUCACUGGACACGCCCAAGAUUCUGAUGCAUUCGGGACUUGGACCAGCGGGACAACUACAACAAUUCGGGAUCCCCGUCGUCAAGGACAUGCCUGCGGUAGGCCAGGGUCUUCGGGACCACUUUUUCGCACCGCUGUGCUUCCAACGAAACCCGACAACAAACGAUCGCGAUGCCUUCUUCGGUAACCCGGCUGCUAUGGAGUCAGCUCUGGAACAAUGGAGCAAAGAUGGCACCGGGCCGUGGGCGCGGCACUCGUGCCAGAUUGGCGCCGGCUGGCUCAAGUCCGACCGCUUGGUGGCAUCUGAGGAAUUCAAAGCACUGCCUCCGACAGUGCAGGAAUUCCUACAACGCGACACGGUGCCACACUACGAGUUCAUGACACACUUCCCGCUGCAUCUCAUCUCUCCCGAGCCUUUCAAAGAUUACAGCUACGUUUGCAUGCUCGUGUUUUUGAUGAACGAGCAAUCCAGCGGUGAAGUGCGUCUGCAGUCAGCCAACCCUGAAGACCCGCUGCUGUUUGAUCCAAAGUUCUUGUCCCACCCGUUUGACAGGCGCGCAUGUAUUGAGAUCUAUCGGCACGCGCUGGAGGUGACGAAGCAUGAAUCUUUCCAAAAAGACACCGUGUCCGCAUUGAUUGCGCCCCCGUCCGAGUCGGAUGAGGAUAUUCUUGAGUUCUGGAAGAACACCCUCGGAUCCAGUUGGCACAUGACUGGAACGACCAAGAUGGGUAAGUCCGGGGAUGCCGAUGCUGUCGUGGACAGCCGGUUCCGGGUAUUUGGUGUCGAGAAUCUGCGGAUCGCCGACAUGGGUGUGGUGCCUGUUUUGACGAACAACCACACACAGGCAACUGCGUAUGUCACCGGUUUGACAUGUGGAGAUGCGCUGGCAGAGGAAUAUGGGCUUGAUACUUCGGAGGCUCGAUUGUAG